AUGACCUCAAACCCUCCGGAUUGCAAGUCGUCCUCCGUCAUGAUGCCAUUGGCCUCUCAGCGUCUACCCAUAGAGGCGUCGCCGGACCAUCAGCGCCGGUAUCGACCGUCCCGCCUCCGCAGUCCAUGGCCGUGUUCCAUUCUGACAGCCUUCACCACCCUCGUCGCUUCGAUCUUCCUCUUUUUUAUUCUCCGCUCAUUCGCUCUUCGUCAGACUGGUGGAGAUGGCUGUGGAGUACCGGUUAUGAGCCCGACAUUCAUUCGCAUGGUGGGGUUUGACACGGAACAUACGCGCUUUGCCAGCAAAUAUAAUCUCUAUCUCUACCGGGAAGGAGGUGUUGAUCCAUAUAGUCAGGAGAACCUCGGGUUGAAUGGAGUCCCCGUCUUGUUCCUUCCCGGAAAUGCUGGAAGCUACCGGCAGGUCCGAUCCUUAGCCGCCGAAGCGUCGAGACACUACUACGAUGUCGUUCGUCAUGAUGAAGAUCGUUUGAAUGCCGGUACUCGGAGCUUGGAUUUCUUCAUGAUCGAUUUCAAUGAGGAUAUGGCCGCCUUCCAUGGACAAACCCUCCUCGACCAAGCCGAAUAUGUCAAUGAAGCUGUGGCAUAUAUUCUGUCGCUUUAUCAUGAUCCGCGACGUUCGCGAAGAGAUCCGGAACUACCAGAUCCGAGUGCAGUUGUCCUGGUUGGGCACUCUAUGGGUGGCAUCGUUGCGCGGACAGCGUUAACAAUGACGAACUACCAAGCGAACUCCGUCAAUACGAUUGUUACCAUGUCAGCUCCCCACGCGAAACCUCCCGUCUCGUUUGAUUCGGAUAUCGUUCAGACCUACAAGCAAAUCAACGAUUAUUGGCGGGAGGCCUACUCGCAGACAUGGGCCAACGACAAUCCUCUGUGGCAUGUGACGCUCAUUUCCAUUGCCGGCGGUUCGCGCGAUACUGUUGUGCCCUCUGAUUACGCCAGCAUUUCUUCUCUUGUUCCUGAGACUCACGGCUUUACUGUAUUUACGUCCACUAUUCCUGAUGUCUGGAUCGGCAUGGACCACUUAUCCAUCACCUGGUGCGAUCAAUUCCGGAAAGCCAUCAUCAAAUCCUUGUUUGAGGUUGUCGAUGUCCGACGCGCAACACAGACGAAACCGAGGGCGGAGCGGAUGCGGAUUUUCAAGAAGUGGUAUUUGACUGGAAUGGAGACCGUGGCGGAAAGGACGCUUCCGCGAAAGGGCGUAUCCGGAAAGAAGUUCACUCUUCUUACAAACCAGCAAUUUGAUAAAUCAGGGGAUCAUGGGAGCUUGGAGGUUCUGUUCUGUAGUGUGUUCCCUCUGCAAAAUGGGAAACCUGCAACGGCAUUUUCGAUGAACAUGGAUUUUUCCGGAGGUACCUCAGGCUCAACUCGUCUCGCCUGCAAGAAUGCUGCCGAGGAUGGAAUUCACUUGCCGGCCUCAACACCCUCGUCGAAGCGUCCUUAUGACCGAGUUCAGCCUUUCUCUUACCUCCAGUACGAUCUGGAGGAUCUCGCAGAGCACCAGUUUGUAGCCGUCGUGGACAAAGCAAACUCGCCCACUAAGGGCUUUGUGUUGGCCGAAUUCUCAGAUAGCUCGGACUCUGUGAUCAGGGCUCGGUUAGGCUUGGGUAGCCUCCUCAGUGCUGGACUGAAGGUGCGUCUGCCAGCCAACCGUCCCAUGCUCACGGAACUGCAAAUUCCCGCUGUGCACUCGAGCUUGCUGGACUACAGACUCAAAAUCAUCCGAAAGAAUCAUGGGCAACAGCAAGAGCUGUUCGCUCCCCUUUUGCGACAAUCUGUGGCAGAUCCGCAUGAGUCUAAGUUCUUCGUCAAUGUCAAAAAUGUCAAUGUGAACUUACAUGGUCUGGCGCCCUUUAUGCCUCCGCCCCUCCGAGAACAAGCGACAUUGGGUGGUGUUUCUUUUCACCUUUGGACAGAUCCAAGCUGUGAUUCCACGAUUGACAUUUCUUUAUCGGUGGAUAUUGCUGGUAGUCUCGGCGAGCUAGUAAUGCGGUACCGGACCGUGUUCGCUGCAUUUCCGCUUCUUGUUGUUGCCCUGGUCAUGCGUAAGCAAUUCCAAGUGUACGACGAGACAGGCUAUUUCAUCACAUUUGCCGAGGGCUUGGACAGUGCACUGCGAUCAUCCCUUCCCAUGCUCCUUUUAGCUAUGUCACUGCUCGCAUCCUCCCUGGCGACAUCUACAAAAUUGCCGCCUACUGACGACCCAUUCCAUUGGCGUACGAACUCCACUGAAUCACCAAUUGACUUCACCAAGAACGAUCUCCUCCUGGGCUCGCAGGACGCUUUCUUCUGGUUUUUGGUGCCAAUUUUCGGCCUGAUUAGCGUCGGAGUGUGUCUCGUGAUCAACUAUGUAGCUCUCGCUUUAAUCUUCCUUCUCACUUCCAUCUACGGAUUCCUUAGAAGCAAGUCGGGCUAUAUUCGACGAGAUGAGAAAGGCAAUCUCCCUAUCUUUUCUUCUGCAAGUCCCAGACGACGGCUGGUUAAUUCGGCCAUUCUAUUGGCUCUCGUGUCAACGGUCAUUCCGUACCAAUUCGCAUACAUGGUGGCGUGCAUUGUGCAGUUAGCUACCAGUGUCCGGGCCAGCUGGCAUGCGAAGGAAGCUAAAUCCACAACCCACUAUAACUUCGCCAACUUCGCUUACUCGAUCUUCCUCCUGAUGCUGUGGAUUCUGCCGAUUAACGCUUUGGUUCUUCUCGUCUGGGCUCAUAAUCUAGUUGUGCACUGGUUUAUGCCAUUCUCGUCGCAUCAUAAUGUGCUAUCAAUAAUGCCAUUUGUUCUCCUCGUGGAAGCCAUGACUACUGGAACUAUGAUUCCUCGGGUCACCACACGGUUUAAACAUGUCACCUCUAUGCUCUUCUUCUUUAUUGCCAUAUACUCAGCGAUCUACGGCGUCUCAUACGCCUACCUCCUCCACCAUCUCACUAAUAUCCUCGCCGCCUGGCUAGUGGGAAUUUACUUCUCUGCCAGCGGUUUCUCACUCUCACGACUGUGGCGAGUCCUAGAAGGGGACGAAGCGGUACAAAACCCUGCAUCAGGAAGCCACACGAAGAAAAAGCCAUAA
This is a messenger RNA of Aspergillus oryzae RIB40, 3078 nucleotides long. Its product is annotated as GPI inositol-deacylase. Gene Ontology annotation, cellular component: endoplasmic reticulum. The transcript is spliced from 6 exons. Bases 1 to 3078 code for a protein of 1025 amino acids. Gene Ontology annotation, molecular function: phosphatidylinositol deacylase activity. The record is from RefSeq and is a predicted model, not a curated record. Gene Ontology annotation, biological process: endoplasmic reticulum to Golgi vesicle-mediated transport; GPI anchor metabolic process. NCBI's taxonomy places the organism in Eukaryota, Fungi, Ascomycota, Eurotiomycetes, Eurotiales, Aspergillaceae.